GUUUUACAUAGAAGAUUGAAAGACCUCAGAAUCAAGAUGCUUGACCUCUCACCACCAUCCACAACUUCCAGUCAGUUUGACAUCACCAGCACUGCAAGCCGUCGGAAAACCCGUAACAGCUGCGACGCCUGUGCCAAGUCCAAAGUCCGCUGUGGGAAGCAACAUCCUAGAUGUGAUCGUUGCGUGUUGAGGAAUCAGGCUUGCACUUACGGACUCGCUCGACCGAAAGGACGACCACGGCUUUCUCAUCGCUCACCGAGUAUCUCUCCCCCCUGCUCGACAGGUCUAGACCUGAACAUACUCUCUACGCUCUACGAUCCUGAACCGACACCAGACAUCUACCUAAACUGCUUUUCGGAAGAUACAUUCACAUCUACGGCAAAUCUCAUUUCUCCUGACAGUCAACAUCUGGAGGACUGGCAGUUCUUGGACCACGAGCUUGUCCUUCCAUUUGACAAAACCACCCCUCAACCAACUUUCACACAACAGCCUGUGCAACCAAGUUAUCAGAUGGACUUGGCACUCAGUUUGGCCUCACCUCUGCCACACUCCUCGCCCGCAUCUCUUCCAGGUCCAAGUAACUCUUCGGAGCACGCCCAAUCGUGCACUAGCUUGAUCUUGGACACACUCAGAACACUUUCACUCCCGCUUGGUUCUUGUCGCCGAAAUGCGACUGUGCCUCCAUGUCCCAGUCUUGACACACUUCUACGGCUCAAUAAGGAGGCAAUGGACAUCAUUAAAGUGGUGGUGGAGUGUGAUUGCUCCGUGGAGCCGUAUCUUUCCACGUUAGUGGCCGAAGUACUAACCAAGAUUCUCAGGUGGUAUCAUAAAAUCAUUCUAGAUUUCGAAUACCUUGAUUGUUCAAUCCCUACGGUAUUGCUAUGUCCUCCAAUGAGAAUCGGGGAGUUCGAACUGAGCAAGCGUGAUUCUAGAUGGGUGGUAGCCCAAGUGGUCACGAAUGAAUUGGACAAAGUACAAGCGCUGGUCGAAACCUUCGAACGGCGUUUCUGUUACUUUGAUGAACCCGAUGAAUAUCAUGAAGUGACGGUCUGUACUGCCUUCGAGGCAGGACUUCGGGAAAGCCUGAAGAAUAUCAGAAGCCAGGCGGUGGAGAGAAUGGCUGGCUAG
Aspergillus vadensis CBS 113365 is the source of this 1128-nucleotide messenger RNA. RefSeq lists its product as uncharacterized. Gene Ontology annotation, biological process: aflatoxin biosynthetic process; regulation of DNA-templated transcription. The transcript has a single exon. Gene Ontology annotation, molecular function: DNA-binding transcription factor activity, RNA polymerase II-specific; DNA binding; zinc ion binding. The record is from RefSeq and is a predicted model, not a curated record. Bases 37 to 1128 code for a protein of 363 amino acids. Lineage: Eukaryota; Fungi; Ascomycota; Eurotiomycetes; Eurotiales; Aspergillaceae. Gene Ontology annotation, cellular component: nucleus.